Molecule: messenger RNA, 1998 nt
Organism: Phoenix dactylifera (date palm)
Lineage: Eukaryota; Viridiplantae; Streptophyta; Magnoliopsida; Arecales; Arecaceae
Product: PHD finger protein At1g33420-like
Source: RefSeq, a predicted model, not a curated record
AGCGGUCAUCCUGUUUGUGGAAAGCGAUAUCACUUCAUUAUCCGGAAUAGCGGUAUUCCGAUAUCCAGUUACCAGCAGACAUGUCCGCGCUGUCGGGCUCCGCUGCACUCGUCCGGCUUAAGCUGCAAUUCAUGCAACUACGAGAUGAAAUCUGGUGAUAUAGAAGAUUGGAUGAGUCUUCAGUUCGAAGAUCCUACUCAUUUGCUGCAUGGUGUCGUGCAUGCUAAUGGUUACGGCCACCUUCUUAGGAUUAAUGGCCGCGAGGGUGGCUCGAAGAUUUUAAGAGGAUGUGAUUUAAUGGAUUUCUGGGACAGGCUAUGUAAAUUCCUCCGUGUCAGAAAGGUUACGCUCAUGGAUGUCUCGAAGAAGCAAGGCAUGGAGUACCGGCUCCUCCAUGCAGUCACCUCAGGCCGAUCGUGGUAUGGAGACUGGGGAUACGAAUUCGGUGCUGGAAGCUUUGGUCUCACCGCUGAUGCCUACCAGAAGGCAGUAGACACCCUCUCCAGCACGCCAUUAUCUCUCUUCCUCCCCCAUGACCGACCACCUCGCACCCAACUGGAGAGCACCAUCUCCUUGUAUCGAGCCCUGUCGGACCGCCCGCUAAGGACGGUGAGCGACCUCUUCAGAUACUUGGUGCAGUUGCUUCGGGAUUCCCAUGAACAGAAACAUUCAGAACUUACGAAGGAGGAGGAGGCAUGGACAGCGGAGGAUGUCGUGCUGGCUGAGGAUGCCAUCAUCGAGUUUUUACGAGACGUUGGUUGGUUCCGGUGGGUCACCCAGCGUUCUCUCAGGGAAGCCACAUGCCGGGCUAUACGGUCGCCCGAGCUGCUUGAUUACUGCCUCAAGAGAAUGGGUGGUAAAUUGACUGAUGAUGGCACCAUUGUUGCAGUCAGAUGCCAUGCUGGGACUAAUGUUAUCGAGUACAGGCUUGAAGCUAAUUCGACGAAGCCAUUGCCUGCUCAGUACCUCUGCAGGCCAUCAGCCUAUCACCUCCUCCAUGACAUGAAGUUCCUGUAUGAUGCGCUUCUAAACCCCACGACCAUGCAGCCCUGCAAGCCUCAGUUGAAAUGGGAGCACACCCGGAAUGCCGCAUCGAAGCUCCUCGACUGCAAGCAAUUCAUUAAACACUACGACAAGAUGGAUGAUCUGGGGGCUUCAAAUCCAUUUGCAGUUCGCAUUUGUUGUCGUGUCGAGGUGGUCGACCGGCCGAAGGAUUACACCGCUCCCCCGCCGGAGCUCCUGGUCCUUCCCACAGCUGCUACGGUUGCAGACCUGAAGUCUGAAGUCACCAAAGCAUUCCAAGAGACUUACCUGAUCUUCAAAAACUUCCAAGCUGAACAGGUUCUAGUAGAUCACAGAGGUGUUGGUGAUGCCACUCGAAUUAAGCAUAUACUUAGAUCGAACGAGAUCGUCCGAGUUAGAGGGAGGUGCCUGGCGGGAGAUGAGGACAGGCUCGAGCACUUCCGGAUGGAGAGGGGCAUGGAUGAAUGGAUAGUGGACUGCAUCUGUGGAGCCAAAGAUGAUGAUGGCGAGAGAAUGCUGGCUUGUGAUAUGUGUGGGGUGUGGCAGCACACAAGAUGUUCUGGGAUCAGUGAUUUGGAUGAGGAGGUACCUGCACAGUUUGUCUGUAGGCUGUGUGGAAGCUCCAGCAAGAGCAUCAUUUCUAGUGACAGCACCACUUUUGGGAGGUGCCAGAAUCAGCAAUUUCAUCAGUCACCGCAGAGGGUAAAUAUAGAAGUUUGACCUCAGUGGGGUGACAAUGUGAAUUGAACUGAUAUGCAUACAUAGAUUAGGGAUACCAGAUUUGUUGAUUGCAAUAGUUACUAUAAGAAAUUUUUUUUACUCUCUUCUUGCAAUGGGUAAAUACAGCACAAUGUAUCGGUUUCACUCAGACUUCAAAUGGCAAGGUCAAGGAAGAGGAGAAAAAGAUGUAAUAUAUUAUAUUUAACUCAGAUUAGGAGCCUUGGUACUUUUAGAAUUUUCAGAACUUGAGCUCCA